This is a messenger RNA of Truncatella angustata, 1137 nucleotides long. RefSeq lists its product as uncharacterized. Lineage: Eukaryota; Fungi; Ascomycota; Sordariomycetes; Amphisphaeriales; Sporocadaceae. The record is from RefSeq and is a predicted model, not a curated record. The transcript is spliced from 2 exons. Bases 330 to 962 code for a protein of 210 amino acids.
GGCACAGAGCUUUCCAUUGCAACCGUCUAUGUACGGUAAGUCGCGACACACGCGCCGCCGCUAAUUAUGGAGCUUCCCCCCAAGGUUCAUGGAUAUGGAUAUGACGACGCGGGUGUAGCCGCGCCUACCUUACCCCUCCCUAAUAAGCUCUCCCAGAACGGCAACGUCCAGGGCACUUAGUCAGGUCGUUAUAUAUUACCCUUCCCUGUGUCUUCAAUGAAAUGGACUAUUGUCUGCCCGGCUUUCGGCAGCUAUCGCGUAGCAUUUAUUAGUUAACCAUGGUAUGACAAAUGCACAAAGAUGGAGCUAUCGUACCGUGUUAGCCGGCAAUGGUGGGCAGCAAGAUGCCGAAUCCGAUAACGCCCAGCUCGAGCAUAUAUACUACUCUAUCACAAUUGGUGUUGAAUAUUGGCCGAGUAAUAUCACAGAUGACCACCGGAGUGACAAGCUUGCGUGCCGUUCGACGAGCCAUGGCAGCCUCAUUUUUGUUAAAAUAUUCGAAUUGUAUCAUGCUCACCGUCUCGAUUCACCCGGAGGCCUCCAAAGUCCUCAGCCUAUCACAGCAAUCAGGAGCGAGAACAUUGCGGAACCCCCAAAACCUACGCAGGGUGAACGCGGUCGAGACAAAAGAAACCCCAUUCGAAGCCAGCAUGACAGCCCAUACAUUGACGCCCACGAGCACUACUACCAUGUCCCGAGGCAUACAGCUUAACAACGCGCUGCUCGAACAAACUUCUUCCCACGGCACGAACCUGAUGCGGCACUCCUUGGCAUUGCUGCAACCUCGAGGUAAAAAUGUGUGUAAGGCCGCGAGCUCUAUUGGUUCCUUCCAGAGACAUAUCUCCCAACACAAUCUUCAAUUUCGGAUGUGUCACAACUUUAAGCUCCUGUGUCACCAUGACGUUAUCAUAGGCAUCAUUUUGGCUAUUACAGCAGUACUAAUCGUUUAUGGUCGUGGCUAAUCUGCUUGCUUUAUCUUGGAUGUGGGUGGCUGCAGCCUGUGCAGGUCGAACGGGCCACGGACUCUGGCGCUGACCUCUGUUUGGUCAGUAAUUCAUGUCAAACUGAAAGGCUGUGAUAAAUAACCAGUACAGCAAUAUAUGUUGUAUUUUUUUGUUUUUGUUUUAUUCUUUCUAA